UGACAACGGGACGAUGGCUGCAAGCGAAAAGGCUCAACUCAGAAAUGUGAUUUGGAUGUGAACAUUCUGUUGUUAUUCGGCUUGUUUUGGACAGUGGCUUUUGAAAGUUCAGCAUGUCUCUGUUCAAAGCCCGUGACUGGUGGUCGUCAGCUCUGGGUGAGGGAGAGGAGUUUGACCAAGGAUGUUUGUGUGUCGGCGACGUGGACAACAGCGGCACUGGACAUGAUAAGGUGGUUGUGGGAAGCUACAUGGGAAUGUUGAGGAUCUUCUCUCCUCAUGCCAACAAACCCAGUGAAGGAGCCCAGGGCCUGGCUGAGUCUCAACUGCUCGAAGUAAACCUCCACAAUGCCAUCAUUCAAGUGGAGUUGGGCAAGUUUGUCUCGUGUUCAGAUCUCCUUCACCUGGCUGUUCUUCACCCAAGGAAGCUGUCGGUAUAUUCUGUUUCAGGCACGGCAGGAAACGUGGAGCAUGGCGACCAGUACCAGCUGAAGCUAGUUUACGAGCACAACCUACAACGAACUGCAUGCAACAUGACCUACGGCACCUUCGGAGGGGUCACAGGUCACCACUCGCUGUGUAUCCAGUCCAUGGAUGGGAUGCUGAUGUUCUUUGAGCAAGACAGCUACAGUUUUGGCCGGUUCCUUCCUGGGUUCCUGCUGCCUGGCCCCUUGCUCUACAAUCCCAGGACAGAUAGCUUCCUCACCGUGUCUUCUGCCCGCCAACUGGAAAGCUACAAGUAUGAAACGCUGGCAGUAGCCACAGAAGCUGAGAACAGACAAGACCCCGACCUUCCUGUGAAAAGUGGAGGCAAGAGGUUGACGCCUGACUGGACUUUGGUUCUGGGAGAGCAGGCACUGGAGCUGUCUGUGCCCUCCUUCUCUCACUCCUCCUCCUCCAUCUUCGUUCUGGGGGAGAGGAACCUGUACUGUCUCCGUGACAAUGGUCAGAUCCGAUUCAUGAAGAAACUGGAGUACAACCCCAGCUGCUUUCUCCCUUAUGCAUCAUUGACGGAUGGCACCACUAACCUGUUGCUGGGUAACCACACCAACAUGCUGCUGGUUUACCAGGAUGUCACUUUGAAGUGGGCAGCACAGUUACCAUUCGUGCCCAUAGCUGUCCGAGUUGCCAACUUCCCGGACCUGAGAGGCGUGGUAGUCUCCUUGAGUUCAGAAGGACAGCUGCUGUGCUCCUACAUGGGCACUGACCCCUCCUUCUACUCCACGCCUAAAGUGGAGGCCCGCGAUGUGGACUACGAGCAGAUGGAUGCUGAGCUCAAGAAACUACAGAAGUACAUCAGGGAAGCCUCCAGGACUCAAGACAUCCUGCCAAAAGCCGACACUCAGGAAGACCUCACUGUGACAGCUGUUAUAUCAAAGAACAUGGACAAACCAUCACAAGCCCAUAUUCAAGACAUUGAUGGGUUACCUGUACCCUCAGUCACUGUACAGUUGCAGUUGAAGUGUAGUGGCGUGGUCCAGGCUCCCAGGUUAAGUGUGGUCGUACAACCUCCUCUGGCCCUUACCCAGAACAACUUUGUCCUGGACACCAUGAGUGUUGGUUCUUCUACUAUAGUUACCUUUUCUGCAUUCCUAAAUGGCCACUAUCCCCCUGCUGACCUGACAGGAGACGUCACUGUGUCCUACAAUGCCCCCACAGGGGUUCCCAGAGUUCUCCAAAGCAGGUUUAGUCUUCCAUUGGCUCUGGUGUGCGUUUCCUCCACACCCGCCAAAAGCACCAAGUUCAAGAUCACUGUAGACACCAACCAGCCUCCUGUCGACCUCCAUGCCAUGUUCCCAGAGUUUUCUACAAAGUCAGAAGAAAAUGACGGAAACAGUCUAGCUUUCCAGUUCUUGUCCGGACCAAAAAUUAGCCUGGUCGCUUCCAAAUCUUCACAACGUUACCGCAUUCAGAGUGACAGUUUUGAGGACAUGUGGUUGAUCGUGAAGGAGCUGGUCCAAAGGUGCGAUCGGCAUUUCUCCAAACUUGGCGUCAAAGACUUCCGGAAAAGUUUCAACGGACCAAUCCCCCUGCAGGACUACUUUUUGGCCAUUGAUCACCACUUCCAGCUGCGGGUCAGUGCUAAACAGUACCAGGACCUGCUCUCGGAGAGGGCAGUCCAGUUCAGAGCCAUCCAGAGACGCCUCCUAACCCGCUUCAAGGACAAGACCCCAGCGCCUCUGCAGAACUUGGACACACUUCUCGAUGCAACCUAUAAUCAGAUGAUGUCAUUGGCGGAGGCUGCAGAGGAGACUCAGGCUGAGUUGGAGCAGGCCUUCGCUCGGCUGAGGAGUGGCACUCAUCUGCUGGUCCUGCUGCUGUCUCUGUGGCAGGGCCUCCCUCCAGACCAGACAGCUCUGCUGGAGGCCACAUUGCUCCCCCUGCUACAGGACACACCUCAGCUGGGUUGGGAGGAGAGCUGCGACGCCGCCGUGACCCACCUGUUGAGAACCUGCCUGUCCCGAAGCCCCAAAGAGCAGGCCCUGUCUCUGGCUCAGAGCGGUGGUCCCGUGCUGGAGCUGCCCAAAGACACAGUGCGUCUGAAGAAGCACAUCACUCUGCUCUGCGACCGCAUGGGCAAAGGAGGUCGCCUGUCCCUGUGCUCCGAGGCCAACGUGCAGCUGCCAGCACAAGUACAGAACCUGGCAGCUCCUGGUGGAGUUGACCCCAUAGCAGAGGCCUCAGGAGAUGCCGAGCAGUUGGAUCUGCAACAAGACGCUGCAAAGUUCAUCAAGAAGAAACAGCCAUCCAAGAAAGUCAAGAAAGAUAAAGAACCCAACGAGAAGAAGGAAGACGCUAACCCAGCCGAAGAGGUGAAGAAAGAGAAGAAAGAGCCAGCUAAAGACAAGAAGAAGGAACCUAAGGAGGAGGCUAAGAAGGAGGCAAAGAAGGAGAAAAAGGAAUCAUCGUCGACCAAGGAGAAGAGAGAAAAGGACAAAGAGAAGGAAGGAAAGGAAACGACCAAGGAGACGGCCAAGGAGACGACCAAGGAGACGACCAAGGAGGCAGCCAAGGAGACAGGAGACAAGAAGGUGUCCAAGAAGUCCUCCUCAACCAAAGUCAAGGAGAAGAAAGCAGAGGCCGAGGGUGUAUGAUAGGGAAUGUGCGACCUGCAUCCUGCAUAUGCGUCCUUACAA
Periophthalmus magnuspinnatus is the source of this 3134-nucleotide messenger RNA. RefSeq names its product Bardet-Biedl syndrome 9 (gene bbs9). Lineage: Eukaryota; Metazoa; Chordata; Actinopteri; Gobiiformes; Gobiidae. The transcript has 22 exons. Bases 114 to 3092 code for a protein of 992 amino acids. Gene Ontology annotation, cellular component: membrane; BBSome. The record is from RefSeq and is a predicted model, not a curated record. Gene Ontology annotation, biological process: cilium assembly.